CAAGCGUCGCGCGCAUACACGCUUUUCUUCUAGAUCGAGAUUUAUUUGCGAAUGCCAUCGGGAUUCGCGACCAAAAUGGCUGAGGUGCGGACGGCGAGAGCGAAAUUUUCGCUGCCGUUAGGUAGAUUAAUGGUCGCCAUAUAUCUUGUCGUUUCGGUGCCGGACGGUUGGACAAAUCGACAAGGAGCAACGGGGGUGGAAGCGAUCGACGUGCCAUCGAACUGUAUCCAGCACACGGAUGUGACCGGAACCUUCGACAAGUACUACGCUCUGGAUGAGAUCGGAAAUGAGCGAUCCGAGGAAUAUCCGGUCGACUUCCACAUGUUCAUCGAGGUAAGGAACUUCCAGGAGGAGAUCGCCAUGCUUUUGUCAAGUCAGGAUCGAACCGAAGAAUAUCCGGACUUUGCCCGAACCUACGAAAUCCGACUGGGGAAUGUGUACACAGUGAUCUAUCGAUAUCACGUGAAAAUGAGAGCUUAUCACAGCCCGAAGGAUAAACUAUUCCCUGGGGAUAAAUUCAAGAUCCGAUUCCGAAUCAAGAAGGAAGGCAACAUCACCAUAACGUUAGAUGACAACGACAAGAAACCUCUGCUAAAUGUCUUCGACAAUAACGGGACCCUAGAUAUCCGGUACAUUAGCUUCGCCUCGCGGAUGAAUGCCUAUCCGAUAACGUUCCACUUCGGGUGCAAUCUGGAGGAGGGAAGCACCGAUGGUCCACUGGUGCAAGCACUUCAUGGAUGUCCGGUUUGUCCAAGACAACGGUGUGAAGUUGUCGUGAAGGCGUGUACCGAUAAUCAGAAGGAUCAGGGAGCAACGGAUCCGGAGAAACAGAAGUACUACUUCUAUUUUAACAUGUACUUGAGCAAGAAGCAACCUCCCCAGACGGUGAAAACUAUUGAACCAGAUGAAGAGAAUCUGGUCAGAUGAUGUGGAUGCAUAAAAAUUGUAAAUUAAAAACAAUAUAAAGUUGGGUUCCCUACUAUUGACUCAUUAA
Molecule: messenger RNA, 994 nt
Organism: Uranotaenia lowii
Lineage: Eukaryota; Metazoa; Arthropoda; Insecta; Diptera; Culicidae
Exons: 2
Coding region: 52-927 (291 amino acids)
Source: RefSeq, a predicted model, not a curated record